AGCUCUCCUUUUCAGCUUCACUUUAUUAUUAUUUUGUAAAUUCACUUUAGCUUUCUGUCGUCCAGACUACCAACACCCAAGAACACACUCCUUUGUAUCCUUUUCAGCACACUUGUACAGCACACGAUGGUUUCGCGGACCAGCACCACCAACCCCUUAGACUUCGCAGCGCUCAGCGCAGCUACAUACGGCAUUGCCGCCCAGCCGACGAAAUUCGGCGCCAAGGUCGCACACGCACUCGAGGUCAUUGAGGAGGCGAUCGGCACAUACGGACCGUCGCGGAUCGCACUGAGCUUCAAUGGCGGCAAGGAUUGCACGGUUCUGAUGCACCUGCUGCGGGCAGCGCUGUACCGGACAAGCACACCAAAGGCAUCGGCGAGCGGUGGACGGGCAGCCCUGCCACUGCUGUCUCUGUACGUGGUGUCCUCGAAGGCAUUCGCAGAGAUGGACGAUUUCGUGGAGGAGUCAGUUGGGCGGUACCGCCUGCAGCUGGUGCGCGAGGGCGGCGGGAUGCGGCAAGGCCUGGAGGAAUUCAAGGCGUCGUUCCCACAUGUGCAAGCAAUCUUCGUGGGCACACGGCGCGACGACCCGCACGGCAAGAACUUAGACUUUUUCUCGCCAACGGACAACGGGUGGCCCGAGUUCACGCGCGUGAACCCUGUCCUGGACUGGUCGUUUGACGAUAUCUGGGAGUUUAUCCGAUCUGCAGACGUGCACUACUGCGGGCUGUAUAACCAGGGAUAUACAUCGCUGGGCGAUGUCGACGAGACAGUGCGGAAUCCGGCGCUAUGCGAGAGGGAUGGAGUAUAUCGACCGGCGUGGUCGCUGAAGAACUGCGAUCUGGAGCGGCACGGGAGGACCUCGAACAUGACGGUGUCGCCAUUGCCCAUUGCGCAGGUGGCGGGCACGCAGGCAGUCAGCGAGCAGCAGAUGGCGCGGUAAUAUUCAUCUUUGUAGCGAUCUAGAAAUCAACAGCCUUCUCUCCCCAAAUUGCCAUGGCCGGCAGGCUUUAAUUUGACUGCAGGACGUACGCAAAUGGACGAUUCGCAACAACACGCGGUGGAGCGGCAAGUAUGCGGGCUGAAAAAUGUUGGCUUGGCGAACCAGGUGUUGGUAGAUCAACAGAAUGUGGGUUGCGCCAGAGAGGAGAUGGGAGGUGCCAAUCCCUCUUGUGGUUUGCUGGCUUCAGCAGGUUUUGGGCCAGUCUGGCGUUUCCAGCAACCCGCCAAAGUAGCAAAGGACCGCCCGGCCACUAGCACUGUCAGCCGGCUAUGCCAGGGAGGGAUGGCCUGAGAGCCC
Messenger RNA from Linderina pennispora, 1299 nucleotides. RefSeq names its product adenine nucleotide alpha hydrolases-like protein. Gene Ontology annotation, biological process: FAD biosynthetic process. Gene Ontology annotation, molecular function: FMN adenylyltransferase activity. NCBI's taxonomy places the organism in Eukaryota, Fungi, Kickxellomycota, Kickxellomycetes, Kickxellales, Kickxellaceae. The coding region runs from base 127 to 942 and encodes 271 amino acids. The transcript is spliced from 2 exons. The record is from RefSeq and is a predicted model, not a curated record.